AUGGCAAUUAUUUCUAAAUCAAUAGCUCUCUCCAUUAACACCCUAUUAUGUCUAGUUUCUUGCGUGUUAAGUCAACAACAAGAAACGGAGUUUCUUCACCACGGAUUCUUAAAAGCCAAUAAUAUACUAAACUACGGAUCCGCAAAGAUCCUCCCAAGUGGUAUCUUAGAGCUAACAAACACCUCAAGGAGACAAAUGGGUCAAGCCUUCCAUGGCUUCCCCAUACCUUUCAACAACCCUAACUCAUCAUCAAACCCUCUUUCUUUCUCCACAAGUUUCGUUUUCUCAAUCAACGCACCAGGUCAUGGCCUAACCUUUAUGAUCUCUCCCUCCAUGGACUUCACCAAAGCCAUGACAAACCAAUUUCUAGGUCUCUUCAACACUUCAAACAACGGAAACUCAACAAACAGAAUCCUCGCCGUGGAGUUUGACACGGUGAAGUCAAACGAGUUUCUUGACAUCGACGGUAACCACGUGGGGAUCGACGUCAACGGUUUAGUCUCUGUUGAAUCUGCACCAGCUGCGUUUUUCUCGAACCGGCAAGGCAAGAACAUAACCUUAAAGCUUUCGAGUAAAGAUCCGAUUCGGGCUUGGAUCGAAUACAAUGGAGUGGAGAUGAUUCUCAACGUCACGUUGGCUCCUCUUGACACUUCUAAACCUAAACUUCCUCUUAUGUCAAGAAAGAUGAAUCUUACAGAGAUCUUUAACGACACGAAGAUGUAUGUUGGAUUCUCAGCAUCUACAGGAAACAUUACGAGUAAUCAUUAUGUUCUUGGAUGGAGCUUUAGUAGAGAAGGCAAAGCAAAAGAGUUUGAUCUCUCUCGACUUCCUUCUGUUUCAGCCCCAUCGCCAUCUGAUUUAGAUGAUUUUGAUCUACUUUCUGAUACUCCUUCGGAUUCAGUAACUGCAAACCCUAAGGGCAUUAAAAUGAUCAUAAUUUGCACACUUGUAAUUAUGGUCUUUAUGAUUUGA
This is a messenger RNA of Eruca vesicaria subsp. sativa (arugula), 972 nucleotides long. The record is from the annotation of a GenBank genome assembly. Lineage: Eukaryota; Viridiplantae; Streptophyta; Magnoliopsida; Brassicales; Brassicaceae.